This is a messenger RNA of Teleopsis dalmanni, 543 nucleotides long. RefSeq names its product histone H3. The transcript has a single exon. Lineage: Eukaryota; Metazoa; Arthropoda; Insecta; Diptera; Diopsidae. Gene Ontology annotation, molecular function: protein heterodimerization activity; DNA binding; structural constituent of chromatin. Gene Ontology annotation, cellular component: nucleosome. The record is from RefSeq and is a predicted model, not a curated record. The coding region runs from base 106 to 516 and encodes 136 amino acids.
AAACAUGUGAAUAGUUGAAACAGAACAUCCAGGUAUGAUGAGAAAAUUGAGCUAUUCAAUUGCGCUAUUUUUUAAAAUACCAUAUUGUAACAUAUCUCAUAAAUUAUGGCUCGUACAAAGCAAACUGCUCGUAAAUCGACUGGUGGUAAGGCACCACGAAAACAAUUGGCUACCAAAGCCGCACGUAAAAGUGCACCAGCUACUGGAGGUGUGAAAAAACCACAUCGUUAUCGUCCAGGAACUGUAGCUUUACGUGAAAUUCGUCGCUACCAAAAGAGUACUGAACUCUUGAUUCGCAAAUUGCCAUUCCAGCGUUUGGUCCGUGAAAUUGCACAAGAUUUCAAAACUGAUUUACGUUUCCAGAGUUCUGCUGUAAUGGCUCUUCAAGAAGCUAGCGAAGCAUACUUAGUGGGUCUUUUUGAAGAUACUAACUUAUGCGCAAUUCAUGCCAAACGCGUUACAAUUAUGCCAAAAGAUAUUCAAUUGGCUAGACGUAUUCGUGGAGAACGUGCUUAAGAUUGGAAGCAAUAUAAUUUUAUAAAU